AUGGAAGAUAUAGGGAAGUUGAAUUGGAACAUAACCAAUAUUCUCGAGAACUUGGGAGUGGAAUCAGAAAGUUCUUCGGGCGAAAACGAGAAAGGUUCGUCUUUUGUUACCUUCUAAUCCCAUAAUAUACUCUUUGUUUCUAAUUUUGGUUCCGAAAAUUUCUUAUCUUAUCAAACUUUGAACAGUUCCAAAGUCGUUGCUCUUUGAGAUGUCCAUGAUACUUGUCAAUUUUCUGUGUUUUUAUUUACCAUUUCGGUUCCAGAAGAAGAAGACUACUCGUCUUUAUCAGAUUAUGAUGACGCCACCUUGGACUUUGGCGAUGUUGGUGGAGGAGGAGGAGGUCUUUAUUCGUUCUUUAUUUCAUUUUGAUCAUCUACUUCCAGAUUUCACCAAGAGAUUCAAUGCGGCUCGCCAGAAUGCCCUUGGACCCAACAGUAAAAGCAGAAUGAGUUAAUAUUCCUUCAAAACAGUUUUCCCAUUGCUUUCUGCUUCAGAUGAAGCUGAAAAGACGGCAGAUUCCACGGAGGACCGGAAAAGAAAGAGAAUUAAGGAUAGGGCUGAUCGAGCCACUGUUGAACAGGUUUGGUUAGAUUUCAAUUUUUUUGAUCCAUUUGAAUAAAUAUCUUUAUGAUUUUAUGAUGAAAAAUGAAAAACUUGGUCUGGUAAUCAAUUUGUUGAUUUAUGACAUCUUUUUCAAAGAAUUUUUUUAUUAUUUUUCAUAUGAAAAAAACUAGUUGUGAGAUUGAAAGAAAAAAACGUUAACUUUUUUUGGAUGAAAUACAAUUUCGAACAUACUUUUUCAGCUUCUAGUUUUAUUAUGAAAACGUAAAAAUUAAGUUAUUUCUUCGUUCAAAUCAUUUGACCAGUAGCUCUGUAAUUAUUAUUUUUCCCGGUUUUUAUCUUUUCUGUGAACUCGGCAAUUUUCUUUUUCGAUUCCUUCAAAAAAUUCCUGCUUGGACCUGAAAUAUCUGCGAAAGAGGCUUUUUUUUUCUUAACCUCUGUUAAAUUUGUCUAUGAUUCUGACAAGAGAACAUUUUCAGCCCCUGUUCAAAUUUCGAUGAAAACCUGGCUGAACUUUACUUUAAGACCUCCUGAUUACAGAACGAAAAAUUUCUUGCAAUUGAUCUUGUUUUCGAUUUAUGAAGCUUCAAAGUUUAAAAAAUACGGGAAUUGCGUCGAAAAAGCGCUAUUUAAAGCUUUUGAAGAGUCUCUAAUUCAAAAGAGAUUUUUUUUCGCAAAUCAGGAGGUUCUGAAGUACACUCCAGCCAAGUUUCAUCAAAAGUUCGACCGAGGGCUGAAAAACGUUUCCUGGUUAGAGAAAGCCAAUGAAAGGAAUUUCCAGGUUCUGGAUCCCCGUACACGGCUCGUCCUUUUCCGAUUACUACAAAAUGGAACUUUGAAUAAUAUCCACGGGUGCAUUUCAACGGGAAAAGAAGCAAAUGUGUACCAUGCGACCAGCGAAUCCCAAAAUUUCGCCGUCAAAAUCUACAAAACCAGCAUUUUGACCUUCAAAGACCGCGAAAGAUACGUUACGGGCGAGUUUCGGUUCGGAUUGACCUUUUGGUUUCUGGAGAAAAUAUCCUUUUUCAGCUAUCGCAAUGGCUAUUGUAAGCACAAUCCGAGGAAAAUGGUAGCCGUUUGGGCGGAAAAAGAGAUGAGAAACCUGUCGAGAAUGCACGAAGUCGGCCUUCCCGUUCCAAAGCCGCUUCUUUUGAAGGUAGUCCACUUAUUUUGAAUUUUUAAGUUCUGACGAAAAACUUCAAAUGAAUUAAAAAUUAUCUCGAAACUUCGCUUGCUUUUUAUUUAUUUUUUAAAUCUUUUUACUUUUUGUUUUUUAUUGGUAAAGUGGACUCUUUUUGCGAGACCAAAUUAUAUUCCGGAAAAAAAAAUUCAUUCUUUUUUUUCUUGAAAAAUAUUCUCAACUUUCCAGGGUCACGUCCUUGUCAUGGACUUCAUUGGGAAAGAUGGUUGGCCAGCGCCGUUGUUGAAAAAAACGCCCAAGUGAACGCUGAAGUGAGCUUUUUUUGAGUUUUUUGGACUCAUCUUUUCGAAAAACUCAACUUUUUCUUUACAAAAUUUUUCGAAAUUAGGAAUUUGAAUAGAGUAUUUCAUUUGAAACGAGAGCUUAGAGUUAUUUUAUUCGUUUCAGUAACACUUAAGGAAGCAUAACACGAUGUGAGAAAAAGUUUCAAAGUUAUCUGAGGGCUUUAAAGCGCCUCCAUAAUAUAUUUUAUUUGUAUAUCAUUUAAAUAUUCCCUUCUAUAUUUUAACGCAUUUUUCCAAACAUGAUCUUGAACGCCAUAGACGCUGAUCUCAAAAUUUUGAAUCGAGAAUAAAAGUUUUUUUAUCCUCAAAAAAAAAGGAUACUUUAAAAGUCAUUUUUCCAAGCAUUAUCGAGUGAGAAUCCUCUUUCUUUUCUAAUAAUUUCAUUUCUGACUGUUUUUUGCGAAAGUUCGUUUUUUCAAUUCAAGCCCUCUUCUCGUACUUUUUUUGAGCCCUGCAAUUGCUGCAGUUCCGUAAAGAAAAAUACGAAAAACUGCCUUUUCGAUCACAACUUUCUUGUUGGAGCUCAAUCUUUCUGAAACCUUUUGAAGUUGUGAUGAAUUUUUCUUUUUUUUUUUUUUUUUUUUUUUUUGAAAUACUCUAGUGGAUUUUCAGUUAGCAGAAAAAAAAAACGCAGCCUUAUUCGAAAAGAUUGAGCUCCUUACAAGGAAGUUGCGAGUAAAAAACUGUGAGUACAAAACAGUUUUCGUGACGGUACUAAACGAAGGAAAGAAGAAUGUUUUUGAGGACGGCGAGCGGAUGUACGUGAAACUGUGCCGCGACAUGCGCAAGUUGUACCGCGAAUGUCGUCUGGUUCACGCCGACCUCAGCGAGUACAACACCCUCGUUUUCGACGGUCAGCUCUACAUCAUCGACGUCUCGCAGUCCGUCGAGCAGGACCAUCCGCACGCCCUCGAGUUCCUCCGCAUCGACUGCAACAACGUCAACAAGUUCUUCCGGUGAGUUGAGCAGAUGUUAGUGUCUUCCGCAAAAUUCAUUCAUUUCUUCUUCUUUACCUUCCAAAUAAAUCAACUUACCUUCAUCCAUUGAUUAUCUUUUUACCUUCUCGAGAAAAAUUAAUAAUUUUUUUCAAUUUUUUUGGUUUCAGAAAAUAUAAGUAUCUUCAAGAGAGAACGUGAGAAAUCCUUGUAUUUUCAUUGCUUUUUAAUAUUCUGAAAAUAAAAUAAAAAUUAAUAUUUCUCCUUUUUACCUUCUCUCUUUGCUUUCCGCGUAAGUUGCGAAGAUUUCAGUACCUUUCAGAGAAAAAAAAUUUAUCAAGUUUUUUUUUCACUUCUUGCUCUUCUAAUAGGUUUAGAAGAUGUCAGUCAAGUAAAAAAAAUUCAUUAUCAGUUUUUCUUAUCUUUGUUUGGUAGCCUCAACGUCUCUUACAAGGAAAGCGAGUUAACAAAAAGAGCUGAAAAUUAGGGGAUACUCUGAAAAAAAAACCUAAAAAUAGAUUUCCGAAACAGAGAAGCUAUAGUUCUCACUUUUCAACAAUUACUGACUGUAAUUCUUCUUCAUUUUUCAAUAGUUCCAUUUAUGACUGUUUAUUGCAAAAGUUGGCUCUCUGCUUUUAGGAAUGAUUUAAUUUAUUGUCUAAACUCUUUUGUAUCUUUUUUCUUUUAAGAGCGUUCUUUCAAUAAUGUCUUCAAAAGAUUUUUAUCAAACAUGCUGAAAUUCUCACUUUUAUAACUAAAAGGACAGCCUCAGUGCAGAUAUUUUGGGCCGAAACCUUGGCGAACAAUUUCCGUGAGUGGCCCCUUUACCUCGUCAUGGCGACAUGUCUUGUUUCCUGUUUUCCUCCAUGCGUUUCCAAGCUGUUUUGUUUCGCGAGGCCACCGGGCAUUUUGCAGGGAACUCGGCGUCCGCGUCCUGAGCGUCCGACGCCUCUUCGAAGUCAUCGUCGAUCCGCUUCUGAGCUCGAAAGAGAUGGAAAGUGUGCUCGAGAGUGAGAGGUUGGUGGUACAAGGCCAUCGAGUGGGAGAAUAUCGCGUCAAUUUUCGAUCUUUUUGGUUCUCCUGAUCAUUCAUGGGAAAUUGGAGAACUCAAAAAAAAACAAGGUCAACUUCAAGAAGGGAGAACUGUCUUUAUUUUUAAAAAAAUAUUUACCAUGCUUGCUCCUCAUCCCUACCUUGAUUUUUACUGGGGUUCCGCAAAAGACAAAGAAUAUCUCUAUAAGAGCCAUUUUUAUGCCGUGAUCGAAAUCAUUCCGAAAGUAUAAAAAUACCCGUCAGAAAAAAAGAAAAAAAUAGAAUUAGAUUUUUGGAGUGCCAGAUAAUUCUGGAUUUAGCGCUAACUAUUUUGAACACGGCAUUAGUUUUCGUCGCUUUCUUAAAUUUUUGAAAAAAAAAAUUAAUCGAGCAAGCUUUUUCUAUAAACUUGACGCCAGAAAGAACAUACAAGCCAAAAAACCGACAAUAUAACAAAAUUGAAAUUUGACGCGAUAACCUUUUACCGCCGGAAGGUGUGAACUUGCCGAAACCGGGAUCAAUUAUUCAUUUAUGACCUUCUUUUUUGCUCGCCAGGUCCUCGGAUUGUAAUGACGACGAUGCAUUCUUUAUGAGCGCUUUCAUCCCCCAUAAACUCGAACACGUGCUCCAUUUCGAGCGCGACGGCGUCCUCGCCAAGAAGGGCGACGAGGCCAACAACCCCUUCCAGAAUAUCGUCUCCAAGGUACUUUUUGUCGAAGAAAUUGUUUUAAAAUAUAAAGACAAAAGUUUUCGUGCAGCUCCUGUUUCCUUGAGGCCUCUGAGGUACCGAAAUUUGAAGGAAAGCAGUUUUUUGUCAUUUCUCCUUUUCUCAAACAUAUAUCCAACUUCUUCAUUUCAAAAGUUGGCUCCGAAAAGUCAUCUUCAAGGCACUGUUCUUUCGAAAAAAAAUUCUUGCCAUUCAGGAAAUUUUUCCUCGAAAGAAAGGUUACCAGAAGUGCUUGUCUUCGUUAAAAUUUCAUAAUUUUCAUUGCUGAUCCACAAUCAUUUUCUUUGAAUAUUACCCUCCAAAGUACAUCAAAAAGUUUCUUACCGUCAUUCUACUUUUUUGUGUCUAAUUCGUGUAUUUAUUCGUUUACUAACUCUCUUAUACUUCUUAAUAUAUCUCGUUGUGAUUUUGACUAAAAUGAUACGAAAAAAAAUGUCUGGCUUCACAAUCAAAAAGAUUAUUUUAAAAGAGUGGAAAUUACAGAUUGACCUGAAAGGAGAUCGAUUUGAAAAGGAAAGCUGCUCCUCCAGCGAUGAAGACGACGAACCCCAGAAGAACAAGGAAUCGAAAAUGUUGACCGAAGAGGAAUAUGCCGAGAAGGAACGGAGGCGACAAAUUCAUACUAGGUUACAAUUUAUUUCAAGAAGAAAUAUGAAAGGAAUAUGCAAGGUUUCACAAUAUUAUUUUUGGAGUCUUAUCUUCAGAAAUCCACCCAUAUUCUAGCUUUGAGCGAGUGAAUACAGUUUUCAAAAUGUCGAGCAGAAUUUUCUUAGAAAAUAAAUUGGUUAGAAGAAAAAGAAGAAAAAAGUAUUUGAUUAUUAUAAAUUCGGACCGGCAAGUUUUUUCAACUGGUGUUUUCUUUGGGAAACUUUAAAUCAACUUCAAGAUAAAAAAAAAACGAAAAAAAAGUCCAGACCGAACGAUUUUCUCAGAAAAUGCUAACUGAACUUCUUUUCUUUGUCUUCUGUUUCAAUUUGUAGAUUAAAUAAGGGUUAUAUUUUUUUCCACAGUUUGACAAAGCACUUACUCAGUAAUUAAGGAACAAUAACUUGAAAAAGGCUUGUUUUUUUGUCUUCUUUGUCUUUUAAUCAAUUUAACAUACAUUUUUCUCAUUUUGAACAAUCUGUUCAUUGCGAAAACUGCAAAUAAAUCGAAGGGAAACAGUUUUGAAGCCUUGAAUCCCGGUUAAAAUUAAAAAGGAACUUCGAAUUUUAUUAUUUAUUUUGGCUUUGUUAUAUUGAACACCGAUUUCAAAUAGCUUAAAACUUUAUUUUCUAAAAAAAUCGUUCAGAGGAAAAGAAGAGACCCCAGAAGAACGGAAAGCCCGAAAAGCAGUGAUAAAAGAGGAAAAAAGAGAAAAUAGGAAGGAGAAAAUUCCGAAGCACGUGAAGAAACGAGCGCAUCGGCAGCACAUGAAAUGA
Messenger RNA from Caenorhabditis auriculariae, 6161 nucleotides. The record is from the annotation of a GenBank genome assembly. NCBI's taxonomy places the organism in Eukaryota, Metazoa, Nematoda, Chromadorea, Rhabditida, Rhabditidae.